Molecule: messenger RNA, 1416 nt
Organism: Durusdinium trenchii
Lineage: Eukaryota; Dinophyceae; Suessiales; Symbiodiniaceae
Source: the annotation of a GenBank genome assembly
AUGGGGUCGCUGGUGGCGCAUGGGGUCGAUGGUGUGCUGAGGUUCCAAGAACUUCAAGGGCAAGAAGUGAGGCGUUGGAACGCCACAGCUGCGGCCUUGAAUGCGGUGAGAAAACAGUGGCGUUUUACACGGGGCCUUUGUUGGGAUGGUGAAGCGGUCGUGAUCUUGCACCACGCGACGACCAUCAGAGAAGGAUAUCAGGCCAUGAUCCACUGCGGCAUCAUCCGCCAAUGCGCGGCCGUGAAGCACAUGUCUUGUGAGCUGCUGCGCUCCGGUGACAAGGCCAUCGUCACCUUCCGCUGGUGCUACCACGCCGAAUACAUCAGCUUGGGCGAGACCCUGCUGUUCCGUGAGGGCCGAACGAAAGGCUUGGGGAAGAUUAUCGAAGUCCUGGAUGACGGCUACACGCCACCGUGGCUCGCUUCAAGAAGACCGGGAAGACUGUUUGAGACCGUCUACUGCGAAACUGGGAUGGCCGAGCAUGGUGAAGAGCGAGGUGUCGCCUUUCUUUCGCCCGAGAGGGUGAUGUUGGAAGUUGGAAGCAAGCCAACCAGUGCCCAGCAGUUGAAGAACAGCUGGGUCAAAGCGUCACAGCGGCAGGCCUGGAAUGGACCUGGUCCAAUGGCACUCUACCCCUUCAUCGAAUCUGACCAGGUCAUGCCCUGGUUGGAAAUUCAACAUCUCUCCGAUGUGACCUUUAAAUCCAAUUCGCUGCCCGUGGCCGGGUCACGGGCCGAACAACGCUUCGUCGUCACUCGCGCGUGGAAGCGCGAGAAGAAAGGGAUGAAGGUGGUGCUCAUUGGCGAUAGCUCGGUUGGCAAAUCAGCCCUGGUCUAUCGCUUCAUUAACAACAAGUUGCUGUCAGAUCCCAAAGCCACGGUGGGCAUCUCUUUCUUCAAGCAGUCAUUGUGGGACCCGCAGAUGAACCAGCAGUACCCCAUGCAGAUUUGGGAUACUGCUGGACAAGAGAAGUUCCAAUCUGUCACCACGCACCACUACCGUGCGGCCGACGGAGCGUUGCUGGUCUUCGACAUCGCCAACGAGCGAUCCUUCCAGAACCUCGACAAGUGGCUGACGGAGCUGCGAGAAAACACGGACCCAAGUGUGGUCGUGGCGCUAGUGGGCACCAAGACGGACCUCGCGUCUCAGCGACAAGUGGCCACGGAGAGGGCUCAAAGCUACGCCAGAAGCAAUGGGCUUCUCUACGUGGAGACCUCGGCAUACUGGAACAAGUUUGAAGGCGGAGAUAAGGACUUGGCGGUGGGUGUGGAGCAGAUUUUUCUGCGGCUCCUUCGAGGCAUUCUGCAGAAGCAGAAGGAGCUGGGCCGAAAUCCAGCCCGGCUCGAUAUGUCCGGUUAUCCCGAGGCGAUCAAUCUUGAAGAGGAAGGCCGCCCACAAAAUGAAUGUGCAUGCUAG